AUGGCAUCGAUUUUAUCCGUCCCACCCGAAGUUAUAGUCAAUAUCCUCAAGCUUCUUAACCCGUUCGAGAUCGAGGCCGUCGCCAGGACACUAAAUUCACAUCUCUACCACCAAGCCAUGCAAUUGAUAUCACCCUGCCAUGGAUGGGUCAAGAAUGCACGGGCGAUGUGCAAGUUAUUCCCCCCAUCUGGAAAUCGCAGGCUGUUCCCUUCAUACCCCGGACAUAUUCCCGUCCUUGGCGAAUGCGAAGUAGGCGGCGAUGAGACACCGGCUAGCAUAUAUGAAGACUACGGCUUGGACCCAAGCGGAGGUCCUUUUUUUCGAAGCUCGCCUCCCGAUCUGCGCAGCUGGAUGAAGCUCGAUGGAAGCUUUGAUUGGCUUGAACCACUUGACGGGAAGAUCCCAGAGCAAAGCUUGAGACACCAUGAAUUCGAGGACAAUCACCGUCACCGGGCGGCUCCCAAGAGCCAUGUUGAGAAGCUCAAAGCCAAAGCGAAUAGACUCGGCCUUACUUUGCCUGUCGGCUUCGAGACGUUCUUCAGCAGUGACCGAUUGCACUAUCGUAUCCCAAGCAUGCGAUCAUGGUAUUUCUCUCUGGGAAACCUAGUGCACUGCCCUUCGUCAAUGGACGACGGUGCAGGAGGGUAUAUUUUGCGCUUCCACUGUGACCAGCAGUGCUGUGCGUUUGCUUACCUGUAUCUCAACCCAUCUGGACACCACUGUGUUUGGUACACUGGACUCAAUUUGUAUGCAGAAAUGGGUAUCUACGAGGGGGACAUGGACUAUGACGACGACGAGCUUGAGGAGGAGGGUGCGCAGGGAGAGACUGGUGAUAGCGACAAUGAGAAAAACAGUGACGAGGAUGAGGGCGAUAACGAUGAUCCCAACACCUUACCACAAAUAUCCAAGAGGAAGAUCGAUUUGGUCGCGUUGACAUUCGAAGAGUACAUAGCAAUGGUGUACUUUGAGGAGCUUCUGGCAGCCGGAUCUAUCCCUUUCAAAGGGUUAUGUGAUUACGUCCAACAUGUCUAUCUCUCGCCCACCAAGAUACAGCAUAUGAGAAAAUCAUGUCCAGCUGUCAAUUCUUUCCUCAGGGCCAUCCGUUGGGGGAGCAAGACGCGUCGCAAGAGGGUAACCUCCCCUGAUCUCUGGCCGUAG
This is a messenger RNA of Clonostachys rhizophaga, 1158 nucleotides long. The record is from the annotation of a GenBank genome assembly. Lineage: Eukaryota; Fungi; Ascomycota; Sordariomycetes; Hypocreales; Bionectriaceae.